Messenger RNA from Penaeus monodon (black tiger shrimp), 798 nucleotides. RefSeq lists its product as uncharacterized. The coding region runs from base 151 to 798 and encodes 215 amino acids. The record is from RefSeq and is a predicted model, not a curated record. NCBI's taxonomy places the organism in Eukaryota, Metazoa, Arthropoda, Malacostraca, Decapoda, Penaeidae. The transcript is spliced from 7 exons.
GUCUCGAAGGAACUGAAGAAGAAAGAACGAAAAGGACGAUGCACUGAGAGACAAUAGCUCUUUUCAGUUUAGUCUUGUCAUUCUUCUCUGAAUUUCGCUCAUUUGCAAGUUACUUCGUUCAGUUCGAGAAGCCUACUAGCUAUACUGAACAUGGACGGUCGAAUUAAAUUACUGCUGUUAUCUCUGGCCAUCGCGGUUGCCGUGGCGUCGAGCGAGGAGAGCGGAGAGACGAAGCCGAGGUGGAUGCGCCGAGGAAGACAGAUGUUCACGCGCCUCACCUCGUACGUGCCUCGCAACCGCCCGCGUUAUCAGCUGUGCGAGGUGGACGGCACGAUGGGCGCCUGUAUGAAGGAUUCCGUCUGCAGGAGGGAGCGGGGCCUCUUCGCCGGGUACUGCGGUGGCGAUAAUGAGGUCUGCUGCGUAGUGGACAAAUCCUGCGACGGCUCAACACGCUCCCACAGCUCCUACUUCAGGAACCCGAAUUUCCCUAAAAACGACACGGAGGAGCGGAUGUGUCCCUUGACGGUGGAAGUCGGGCGCGACGUGUGUGCUGUCAGACUGAAUUUCGAGAAGUUUGAGCUGUCGCCUUUUACGGAAGGUGUCUGUAUCGGCGACCACCUGACUAUCCUAGGCACGAAGGAGGGUUCCACGACGCCCAUCUGCGGAAACAUGACGGGCUGGACGACCACCUUCGCCGUGAAGAAAAAUAGUGACGUCGUGUUGGCAAUGGUUCUCCAGGGACGCCCCGCCCACACCUUCUCCAUCCGGGUCACUCAGAUUGCCUCUCAUCAGCAAUAA